This is a messenger RNA of Mercurialis annua (annual mercury), 1858 nucleotides long. Its product is annotated as ran-binding protein M homolog. The transcript has 10 exons. Gene Ontology annotation, cellular component: cytoplasm. NCBI's taxonomy places the organism in Eukaryota, Viridiplantae, Streptophyta, Magnoliopsida, Malpighiales, Euphorbiaceae. Gene Ontology annotation, molecular function: protein binding. Gene Ontology annotation, biological process: cytoskeleton organization; cell surface receptor signaling pathway. Bases 162 to 1631 code for a protein of 489 amino acids. The record is from RefSeq and is a predicted model, not a curated record.
AAUUUAUCACAAAGAUACUCAACUUCCCUGUUCAUCUCUUCUCUACUCUCGUUUUCAUUUCUUUGAUCUUACUCAGAACUCCCAAAACUUCUCCAAUCAAACAAAAAAAGAAAAAAUUCAAAUAAAUGUUCAGUUAACCCUAACCCUAAUUCCCCUAAAAAAUGAGCACUACAAACUCCAUCGUCGCAACCACCUCCAACGGUGGCACCACUACCGCAAACAAUCACCACCACCAGCAACAACAUCAAGAUCCCGCCACCUACUUUCUAAACCUAGCUCGACAGCAAUCUUCAUCAUCCUCAGGCUCUUUUGCCUCGUCAUCAUCUUCGUCAAUGAUGAUGGGAGAUGAGGAUGAGCGAGAAGAAGAGCCAACGGAGCUUAACACGAUAAAUAGUUCGGGAGGGUUUCUUGUGAUAUCAACUGAUAAGCUGAGUGUGAAAUACACAAAUGUGAAUCUACAUGGGCAUGAUGUUGGUGCUGUUCAAGCUAAUAAACCUGCUCCUGUUAAAAGGCUUGUUUAUUAUUUCGAGAUUUAUGUUAGGAAUAGCGGUGCUAAAGGUCAGAUUGCUAUUGGCUUCACUAAUGAGGGUUUCAAAAUGCGGAGGCAGCCUGGGUGGGAAACAAACAGUUGCGGGUAUCAUGGAGAUGAUGGCUGUCUGUAUCGUGGACAAGGAAAGGGAGAAUCUUUUGGCCCAACCUUUACAGCCAAGGAUACAGUUGGUACUGGCAUUAACUAUGCCUCACAGGAAAUAUUUUUUACUAAAAAUGGAGUACUUGUUGGGGCAAUUCACAAGGAUAUAAAAGGUCCCUUAUUUCCCACUGUUGCUGUUCACAGCCUGAAUGAAGAGAUCGAAGUCAACUUUGGGCAAAAAUAUUUUGCUUUUGAUCUUAAGGAAUACGAAGCACAAGAAAGGAUGAAACAACAGAUAGAAAUUGAGAACAUGUCAUUGCCACCAAAUGUGAGUUAUGGACUUGUGCGCUCCUACUUGCUUCAUUAUGGCUAUGAGGAGACUCUUAAUUCAUUUGACUUGGCUAGCCAAAGUACUGUUCCUCCUAUAAAAGUAGUUUCAGAAAAUGGCUUUGAUGAACGGGACAUUAUGUAUGCGUUAAACCAGAGAAGAACUCUUCGACAGCUAAUCAGGAAUGGGGAUAUUGAUGCUGCAAUCAGUAAACUUCAUGAUUGGUAUCCUCAGAUUGUGCAGGAUGAAAGGUCAGCUAUGUGCUUUCUGCUUCACUGUCAGAAGUUUAUUGAAUUUGUUCGGGGUGGAGCUUUAGAGGAAGCUGUCAAGUAUGGAAGGAUCGAAUUGGCGAAGUUCUUUGAGUUGCCUGGGUUUAAUGAUUUGGUUCAGGAUUGUGUUGCUCUGCUGGCAUACGAACAACCACAAGAAUCCUCAGUCGGCUAUCUUCUUGAAGACUCGCAGCGUGAGAUUGUGGCGGACACUGUAAAUGCUAUGAUUUUGUCUACAAAUCCGAAUAUGAGCAAUUUCCAAGGCUGCUUACGCUCGUACCUGGAGAGGUUACUCAGGCAGCUCACUGUUUGUUGUUUGGAGAGAAGGUCCUUAAAUGGUGAUCAAGGUGAAGCUUUCCAUUUGCAUAGAGUUCUUAAUAGCAGUAAGAAAACCAAGUGCUAACCGAUAUGAUCUAGGUAGCUAUGCCUCCCAUCUUCCGCUGUUUAUACCUCUGGUUGACCUGUUGUUGAAUCUGUAUUCACGCGAUCAGAUGUGAAAACUCCCGAUGUAACUUUUGAAAUUUGAUCAUGAACUGUGAAUCUUCAAUUAGACAUAGCCUGGGAUGUUAAAUUCAGGCUUUUCUUGUAUAUAUAUCUUUUUAAAGGUUAUAUUGCGGAAAAGUUUCUCAA